CUGUUUCUCAUUCUCAGCAACCUGCAAACAAACCCCAUCAUCAUAUUCAUGGCUAGACCCCAACAACGCUAUCGUGGUGUUCGUCAGAGGCAUUGGGGCUCUUGGGUCUCUGAAAUUCGCCACCCUCUUUUGAAGACAAGAAUAUGGCUAGGAACAUUUGAAACAGCAGAAGAUGCAGCAAGAGCCUAUGAUGAAGCAGCAAGGUUCAUGUGUGGGCCAAAAGCAAGAACCAAUUUCCCAUACAAUCCCAAUGAGCCACAUUCAUCUUCAGCUAAGCUUCUCUCUGCAACUUUGACUGCUAAGCUGCACAAGUGUCAUAUGGCCUCACUUUCCCUUCAAAUGGCCAAGCAGAAACCGCCACAAAAAGGGCCUCAAAUGCCACUAAGAUGCAAUGACAUGCCUGGAACAAGCACAGGCAUUGCUGACUUUAGAUGGCCACAGAGGAGGCAUGAGGAAUUGCAGUGGUUAGAAGGGAAUUGGGUAGGGAAAAAAGGCCAAUUUGAAGUUCCAGAGCAACAAUUUGAGCCAGUUCUUGCAGAUGAUCACAUAGAACAGAUGAUUCAGGAGUUGCUAGAUUAUGGCUCCAUUGAGCUUAAGCCAUGAAAUAUAGCAUUCUCCACAGAGAUAUGGUACUAACUACUAGUCUACUACUAUCUACUAAUGCAGCAUGUAAUAAAAGUGAGCCUUGAUUAGUAUCAUAGGAAGGUCACAAAUUUUUUUAAUCAUUUCUCCAGUUAAUGGACAAGCAUGUGGUACAAAAAUGUAGUGAUGUGUGUUCGUAUUUACGUUUAAGUUGGCCUAAACUACAUUCACUCUGAUGACACAUGUAUGUUUAUAUUUGCAUGAGC
Molecule: messenger RNA, 848 nt
Organism: Lotus japonicus
Lineage: Eukaryota; Viridiplantae; Streptophyta; Magnoliopsida; Fabales; Fabaceae
Product: ethylene-responsive transcription factor ERF003-like
Exons: 2
Coding region: 49-603 (184 amino acids)
Biological process (GO): regulation of DNA-templated transcription
Molecular function (GO): DNA-binding transcription factor activity; DNA binding
Source: RefSeq, a predicted model, not a curated record